Messenger RNA from Alternaria triticimaculans, 1353 nucleotides. RefSeq lists its product as uncharacterized. The coding region runs from base 1 to 1353 and encodes 450 amino acids. NCBI's taxonomy places the organism in Eukaryota, Fungi, Ascomycota, Dothideomycetes, Pleosporales, Pleosporaceae. The transcript has a single exon. The record is from RefSeq and is a predicted model, not a curated record.
AUGCACUCUACUAUGCCCAUCUCCAGCGACAGCGAGCGCUCGUCUCUCCGUCCUUCUUUUGCUACAUCUCCUCCUUCUCCCUGCCCUCGGGCGGACUCUGUUCGACCCCCUAAGGCGUAUCUCUCGCCCGAUUCGUCCCCUCCCGUGCGCAAGACGGAGUUCGCCAAGAUCUACGACCUUCUCCUGCGUCUCAGCGAGGGCGAGAGCGUCGAAGAAGACAUCCAGAACAAGUUCACCGUCUCCUCAUCCGAUUGGCUCGAACUGAAGGAUGAAAUCUUCGUGAAAGGCGACAGGGUCAGCAGCGAGACCAGAGCUUGGGCGAAUAUUAAGCUGCGCUACAACUACGACGCUGAGGCGGGAACAUUCGAAGUCAAGAUGGCCGACGCAAUUCACGAAAGUUGCAAGACCGCCCUCGUCAAACUCCUGGAAGCAAGAAUGGCCCCAUACACAACAGGAAUCAUCAGGCAAGGUCUUCCACCAAAUUUGAGUCUCGAAACACUCAAGGACUGGGCUCAUACAAUGACCCCUCUUGCCAGUGGCUCAUUCCGCGCCCCAGAUAUCGCCUUCUCCUUGGGACAGUGGCCACCAAUCUUCAUUGCCGAGAUUGCGAAUGGCGAGCAUGGCAAACGCAAUUUCAAAGGCAAAGCCAAAGACUACAUGAGUGGCACCAGAGGUGUUACCAAAACCCUGCUCGGCAUCGACUUCGAAUAUCCCGUGCGGCGAAAUGGAGUCAACGAACUCCCGCGAUGGGCUACCUACCAAUUCUUCCGCUGCAAGAUCAUGGGCGAUGACUUCAAAAUCAUCUCCACUGGCAAGAAGCCCGUGAGAUUCAAGAACGCCAACGGAGUGAUCAACUCGCAUUUCAAGGUGCGGUUGACUCUGGCCGACUUUGUGACAUCCAAUGAUCCCGUUCUCUUGAACUUUCCGGUACACAUCACUCAUCAAGAUCUCUACAACGUGGUAGCGUCAGCAGAGCGGGCACAGCAGACCAAGAACGUAUACAUACUUCCAGUACCUCUCAAAUACGUUGGUUCUGAGUCGCCAUCUCCAGAGCCAGAGGAGCCCAGCUCGAGUCCGGAACAGGAUACCGAUGAUACUGGCACUUUUUCCGGUAGGAAAAGCAGAGUUAGUAGCGAUGAAGCAACGUCGGUUGGCUCGCGGGUCACUCGUCGCAGUGAUAAGAGGGGGGGUUCGUCGGCCGGGGGAGAGACCAGCGAAGAGACCAGCGAGGAAGACGAGAACGAGGAGAAUGAUGCUGAGGACGAGGAGGAUAGUGUUGAAGGCCAGGAGGAUGAUGUUGAAGACGAGGAGGACGACGAGGAGGAGGCUCGUCCGCACAAGAGGCGAAGAUGA